Messenger RNA from Echinostoma caproni, 315 nucleotides. The record is from the annotation of a GenBank genome assembly. NCBI's taxonomy places the organism in Eukaryota, Metazoa, Platyhelminthes, Trematoda, Plagiorchiida, Echinostomatidae.
AUGCACCAGCGUACAGCUAACCUUUGGGUACUUGCUGGAGUUCACGGUGGAGCUCGGAGACACAGUUUGUGUGAGGCUGAAGUGGAUCAACUGAUUGAGUGGACCAACGAAGAUUGCACACUUUGUUUAGAAACGCUACGAUUGAAAUUGAAGGACGAAUACGACAGAGAGCUCGAACCACCAACGUUUAGUUAUCGAUCGCGAUCUCGUGACCUGUCCGUGUGCCGUCGUUCCAGAAUUGUGACCGUGGGUCAUCACGUUCGAUGGCAGGCUGGUGUUGAUGUAGGUGAGGCUGUAGUUGUUUGCCUGGCUUAA